ACCGACUUCGACAAACGGAGACAUCAGCCGCGAUGACGGAUCGAUGAUAUAUAACGAUGGCGCCAAUCGAACUUCAGAACCUCUCCAGCAACUGGAAGAAGCUGCAGAAAACGCUCCAAUCCUCCAAGUCCACUUCCAGCGAUUCAUCGACCUCUCUCAAGCGCAAGAGAUCCUCCGACGUGAAUGGAGCGACUACUUCCAAAGCCGCUUCAAACGGUAUAAUAAAACACGAUCAAACUACACGGAAAUUCACACCGAGGAAGAGGCAGAAAAUGGAGGAACCUGCGUCACUAGGCGCGUCUAUCAAACACCAUGAUGCGAAGACGCUGCAUCGAAGCGUCUCGAUGCCGUCGCUGAAGCAGCCUUCCCUUCUCUCGGAUCCCAAGGCGACCGCCGAAUCGAUCUCUGUCCUCGCCCCUUCCGCUUCGCACCCAGACAUUGAGAACGAAGGAUUCUCCCAAACUGCCCUACCAGGGAAAUACAUAGCGAUCGACUGCGAAAUGGUUGGUACAGGUCCUGAACCCGACCGCGACUCUGCCCUCGCCCGCGUCAGCGUUGUAAACUAUCACGGCCACCAGUUAUAUGAUUCCUACGUCCAAGUCAAAGUCCCCGUGACAGAUUACCGCACCGCAGUCUCCGGCAUCGAGCCCAAACACCUACGCCACGACUUUGCGCGGCCCUUCAAGCAAGUACACAAAGAUAUCAAGACGCUGCUGGAAGGCAGGAUACUGGUUGGACAUGCUGUCAAGAACGACCUAGACGCCUUGUUACUUAAACACGACAAGCGCUAUAUCCGUGACACAUCGAAAUUUUCCAAGUUCCGUGAACUGGCCUACAUCCCUGGACGGACGCCGUCGUUGAAAACAUUGGUGGAAAAGCUUUUGGGCGUAGAGAUACAGGUUGGAGCUCACAGUUCCGUCGAGGAUGCCAGAGCAACGAUGGCGUUGUAUAGGCUAGAGAAGCAAGCAUUCGAAGAGGAGAUCAUAAAGAUUUAUGGGAAAGUCAAGAUGAGAGCUGCGGGAAUGGGGGGCGAGGAGAAGGCGGAAGGAGAGGCGCCGGCGAAGAAGAAUAAUCAGAGGAAGAAAAAGAAGAAGAAGAAGGGCAAUUGAUGAUGAGGAAUCUGCGAUGGGAGCCAUGUUGGGAGGAUAGGCGUUCUUGCAUUUGCAUACGAUACCCAGGCAUUUCAUGAAACAACAAUACAAUUUCAACAGUCUACAAUCUCUUCCUCAAGUUCCUAUCUGCAGCCACCGCGCUAGAAAGAUGAUUAUCCCUCCAACCAUGAGCGUGAUACCCUACAUUC
Westerdykella ornata is the source of this 1300-nucleotide messenger RNA. RefSeq lists its product as uncharacterized. The transcript has a single exon. Gene Ontology annotation, molecular function: 3'-5' exonuclease activity; nucleic acid binding. The coding region runs from base 57 to 1109 and encodes 350 amino acids. Gene Ontology annotation, biological process: rRNA processing; ribosomal large subunit assembly. Gene Ontology annotation, cellular component: nucleus. The record is from RefSeq and is a predicted model, not a curated record. Lineage: Eukaryota; Fungi; Ascomycota; Dothideomycetes; Pleosporales; Sporormiaceae.